AAAUCUGGACCUGCUUUUUUAAGCCCAUCCAUCCCCCGGCGCUGGAUGGCAUCCGGGCUCAUCGGACUUGCUUCAGACUAUGCGCUUGGAGGCCUCUCGGGCAGUCGAUUCCACACAACCUUCCCACUCCUCGAUCGGGCAGAUGCAGUAUCUGUCGUCGCUGCCUCGGCUCGCCGAUCAUCCACCGCUCCAGACCUCGCCGCCGGCCUCCAGGUUCAACUUCUACACCGACCCGACGUCGGCCUUCUCGGCCUCCAAGCGGAUGAGAUUCUCCGACGCGUCAGGAGGAUUCGGUCCCUUUUGCCCUCAACGCCCAACUCCACUGCCGCCGUCUUUUCCUUAUGGAACAAAGAAUACAUAUGAGGCUAGCAGUUGCCCUGCUUUCUAUCAGAUGCCUCACCAAUCCGAUUCUGGCUCAUAUGGAACGCCGUCACAAGUUUCUCACAACAGUCCCCCUAUUACUGGCCCAGGUUCAUGGAAUGCAUCUGGUGAUUCUUCUGGGCACAGCUUCGCGGCACGCCCUUCAGGUAGUUUUUCCUCGAGUCCUCAUUUCAGACCAGGAGGAAGCCAAUUAAGCAACCACCGAACUAAUAGACCACAUUCCAAUUUGGGACUAGGUAGUAGGGCUGGACGAUAUGGUGGUGGCUCAAUCGAAGUGGAGGCACAGCCUUUACACGAGAUGAUAUAGCGAGUUACUUCAUGAAGUCUAUGCUCGAAGACCCAUGGCGAGACACAGAACUGGUUGUCGGAGAUAUAUUGGAGCCAAUUUCUGGCCCAGGAUAUCGGCAUCCAGAAUCAACAUCGAGGAAGAACAACUAUAAGUUGGAUUCCAAUUCCAGCCUCAGUGAAUUCCUUGCAACUUCUUUAAAAGAAACCAUCAACGAUGACGACGAUUGAGCAUCUUCUAUUAACUUUCUUAAGUAAUCUGUCAUUGUUUAAUGCAUUUAUGAAAAUUUUUAGAGUUUGAUCGGCUACUAAUCUAAUCUCGGUUGUGUAGACAAGGCAUGUUAUGAAUGUAAAUUUUUUAGAUUCUUGCGACUAUUGUUUAAGAUGUAAUGACUGAGGAUUUAUUUAAUUGCAUUUCUUUCUACUGA
Messenger RNA from Zingiber officinale, 1094 nucleotides. RefSeq names its product ribonucleoprotein RB97D-like. The transcript is spliced from 2 exons. Gene Ontology annotation, biological process: miRNA processing; mRNA splicing, via spliceosome. The record is from RefSeq and is a predicted model, not a curated record. The coding region runs from base 80 to 688 and encodes 202 amino acids. Lineage: Eukaryota; Viridiplantae; Streptophyta; Magnoliopsida; Zingiberales; Zingiberaceae.